AUGGCAUGGCACAAGCGUCUCGGCAGGCAUAGCUCCCUCUCAGCGCUGGAUGACCAUAUCAUGCGCAUCAUCGUCCUGUCUCUUUUAGAGUGCCCUGUCCUCGUCCCUGAUGACUACCCGACAGUCGCCAAGGCGGUGGAGGCGGCGGUGGACGGACAGACUAUCCUCGUGCGAACUGGAGAGCACUUCCUAGGACCCAAUGCCUCGAAGCCUGUCGUCAUCUCGAAGCGGCUGAAUCUGGUAGGAGAGGACGGAGCCGUGCUCAAUGGUGGUCUGCGAAUGUCGUUCGGCUCGGGCGGUGUGCUCAGGAACAUUACAGUUAAAGGGCACCUAUGGAUCUACGACGGGAGGUGGGAUGUGAGCGACUGUGUGGUUCAGAUGCGACAAGACGCCUGCGUGCUGCUGAGCAACACGUCGAGAGUUAGAGUACGUCGGUGUGUGGUGGGAGGUACUUCGAAGUAUCAGGCCAGCUGCGGGUUCAUCGUGUACGGCCAUGCUGUUGCUGUCGUCUCGGACUGCGAGGUGGAACACUGUGCCAAGGGAGUGAGCACGGGAGGAAAGAGCUCGUUGCUGAUGAGCUCCUGUGACAUCCGUGAUUGUGUCUGUGCUUUCUCAGUUCUUCAUCCUGGGGAUCACGGGAGGCUGCUGAGGGUGAGAGACUGCGAAAUCAUCAGGAGCGGGAGGCUCUGGCUGGACCAGUACCGGCCGGAGCGGGUGGAGGCGGAGGAAAACAAAAUCAAUCAGGAGUCUAUGGGCCGGACCUUCUGGCAGCGAUACGCAUCCACUGUUGGAUCAUGGGAGACGUAUGCAGAUUACCCGGGUUCCUUGGAGUUCUAG
Guillardia theta CCMP2712 is the source of this 837-nucleotide messenger RNA. RefSeq lists its product as hypothetical. The record is from RefSeq and is a predicted model, not a curated record. The coding region runs from base 1 to 837 and encodes 278 amino acids. The transcript has 3 exons. Lineage: Eukaryota; Cryptophyceae; Pyrenomonadales; Geminigeraceae.